This is a messenger RNA of Rubroshorea leprosula, 668 nucleotides long. The record is from the annotation of a GenBank genome assembly. NCBI's taxonomy places the organism in Eukaryota, Viridiplantae, Streptophyta, Magnoliopsida, Malvales, Dipterocarpaceae.
AAUUCUUUAUCAAGCUCUUGUUGAUGGCAUGCACCAGGUACGUUAUAUUCAACGAGAAGACCAAGACACUACACCUUCCGAAGAUUCCUUUGAACAGCACUUCUUUAGUGGUGUUCAGAAACCUAGUAAUGUACGAAACCAUGGCAAAUCCAGAAUCCUUGCAUUUCAAACAAUAUGCUGAGUUAAUGGGGGCAAUUGUGGACACUGCUAAAGAUCUUCUUUUGUUAAGGGAUUUCAAAGUCCUCGAGGUCGAUGAAAAUUAUCAAAUGAGUGAUGCCGAGAUCCUCGAAAUCUUUAAUGGGAUGACCGGACCAAUGAGGUCCAAAGAUGCCACCAUUGACGAACAAAUUGAGGAGACUAAUAAUAAAUGCUACAACAAGCUCCAGUGGUGAGGAUGAAAAGGGCCAUAAAGAAGUGUGUGUAUUCUUCAUGGAAGUUUUGUUGCGCCUUUUGCUACGCUGCUACUGAUUCUGAUGAUGGGUUUACAAACGUUUUGUGAUGUCUAUGGCUGCCCUACUGCCUUCGGCAUGGCCAAAAAAGCUUGAGCUUCUCUACUAGAAAUACUUUGUUUUAUCUUUCUCUAGCUAUUAUUUCACUUUUGAACAAACCAGCCUCGUGUAAAUGUUUAUGUUGGUUAAAACAUGUAAUUAUAAACUAGUAAUAGAUAC